AUGACCAGCUCAAGGGCCUUCACCCUCCUCUGUGGUCUGCUGGCAGCCACCUUGGUCGGAGCCACCCUCAGCCCUCCUGCAGUUCUCAUCCUCGGCCCAGAAAUCAUCAGUGAAAGGCUGACUCAGGAGCUGAAGGAACGUGAUGCUCUCAACAUCCUGCAGCAGCUGCCUCUGCUCAGCGCCAUUCGGGAGAAGCCAGCCGGGGGCAUCCCCAUACUAGGCAACCUGGUGAACUCUGUUCUGAACCUCAUUAUCUGGCUGAAAGUCACCUCAGCCAACAUCCUCCAGGUGCAGGUGCAGCCCUCUGCUGACAACAAGGAGCUAAUGGUCAAGAUCCCACUGGACAUGGUGGCUGGAUUCAACACGCCCCUGGUGAAGACCAUUGUGGAGAUACACAUGGAGACAGAGGCCCAAGCCACCAUCCGAGUGGAGACCAGCAACAGAAAGAAGCCUCACCUUGUCCUCAGCAGUUGCUCUAACAGCCACGGGAGUUUGCGCAUCAGCCUGCUGCAGAAGCUCUCCUUCCUGGUCAACCCCUUAGCCAACAAUGUCCUGAAACUCCUGAUGCCAGCCCUGCCUAAACUGGUGAAAAGCCAGCUGUGUCCCGUGAUCGAGGAGGCCUUUGAGGACAUGCAUGAGGACCUCCUGCGCCUGGUGAGCAUGCCUGUUCCCAUCGGCCAUGACCACCUGAACUUUGACUUUCUGUCUCCUGCCAUCAAGGGUAAUGUCAUCCAGUUCAACCUGGGGGCCAAGCUGUUGGACUCACAGGAAAAUGUGGAAAAGUGGUUCAAUGAGUCUGCAGUUUCCCUGACAAUGCCCGCCCUGGACAUUGCCCCUUUCAGCCUCACCAUAAGGCAGGAUGUGGUGAAUGCUGCAAUGGCUGCCCUGAUCCCUCCAGAAGAAAUCAUGGUCCUGUUGGACUAUGUGCUUCCCGAGCUGGCCCUCCGGCUGAAGUCCAACAUCAGGGUGAUCAGUGAAAAGGCUGCGGAUCAGCUGGGGCACACACAGAUCGUGAAGAUCCUAAUCCAGGAGUCCCCAGAGAUCCUUCUGGACCAGGGUAAUGCCAAGAUGGCCCAACUCAUCAUACUGGAAGUAUUUGCCACCAAUGAAGUCCGCCGCCCCUUCUUCACUCUGGGCAUUGAAGCCAGCUCAGAUGCUCAGUUUCAUACCGAAGGUGACCGACUUUUGCUGAGCUUAAAUGAAGUCAGCCCUGAUCGGAUCCACCUGAUGAACUCAUACAUCGGCCUGUUCAACCCUGAACUUCUGAAAGACAUCACUACUGAGAUCCUUGACUCUGUUCUGCUGCCAAAUGAGAAUGGCAAAUUAAGAUCUGGGGUCUCAGUGCCCAUAGUGAAGUCCUUGGGAUUCAAGGCAGCUUCAUUGUCUCUGACCAAGGAUGCUCUUGUGGUCACCCCGGCCUCCGUGUAGAACCCCAGACCCUUCUCCUCUCUUCCAGUGAAG
Molecule: messenger RNA, 1461 nt
Organism: Pteronotus mesoamericanus
Lineage: Eukaryota; Metazoa; Chordata; Mammalia; Chiroptera; Mormoopidae
Gene: BPIFB1
Product: BPI fold containing family B member 1
Exons: 15
Coding region: 1-1428 (475 amino acids)
Biological process (GO): innate immune response in mucosa; negative regulation of toll-like receptor 4 signaling pathway
Cellular component (GO): extracellular exosome
Molecular function (GO): lipid binding
Source: RefSeq, a predicted model, not a curated record